GCUACAGAAACCAUAAAACCAACCCCUCUCCCGUUCUCCCCAGUCCUCGGCCACUUCCGUCUCCGGCCACCGCACCACCAUGGCCUCCUCCGCCGCCGCCGCGGCGGCUUUCUCCCACCUCGUCGACCGCACCCGCGUCCCGGACCCCACCCUGCAGGGCCACGCCGUCGCGGCCUUCUUCCGCCACCUCCUCUCCCUGCCCGCGCCACUCCCCGCCGCGGCCCACGACGCCGCCUCUGCCCUCCUAGCCUCGCCCCACCCCUCCGUUGCCGCCCACGCCGCGGCAUCCCUCGCCCGCCUCGCCGCCUCCCGCGCCGACCUUCUCCCUCCGGGCCUCGCCCUCCCGCUCCUCCUCGCGCCCCUCGCGGCCUCCCCCUCGCCUCGGCUCGCCUCCUGCCUCGUCAAGGCCGUCACCGCGCUCGCGUCCUGCGUCCUCCGCUCCGGCUCCCGCUUCCCGCCCCAUGACCACCCCUUCGUCCAGGCGCUCGCGUCGGGAGCCGACGGCGCGCGCGCGGAGCUUACGCGGCAGGCGGCCAGGAUGGUGGCCGAGGGGCUCGACGGGGUGGUAGGCUUCCUGAGGCCGUUCUUGAUGUUUGCCGUCGUGAGGAAAGGGGACGCUCCCUUUGCGAAAGAUUUGAUCGGCACUCUGGCCGCAGCGGGCGCUGCAGCAGGGAAGCCGGGUGUCGCGAUCCCGGUGCUGAAGUUGCUCGAAGAGAGCUUGCUGCAUUUCGGCCGCGGGGAUGGUGAGGAAGUGCGGCUCUGGCUUGGUUCUGCAGAGUGCUUGGUGGAUGCUUACGUGGUGUUAUUGAGGAAGUUAGCUCAUGCUCAAAUGCCAACAUAUGAUGCUCAAGCAAGUAGUGCAAAGUUGAUGGAAACACUUCUAUCACAAUGUUCAUUUCAUCAAAAACUUCUGGGAAUCACUUCUACAGUUCUUGGGUUAUCAAAAUAUUUAUUCUCGGUGCAAAAGGACCUUGGAUUAUUCUAUCUACCUGAGAUUUCUGUUGUCCUUAGUUCUCUUUCUCACUCUCUCAGUGGGCUGGAGUUUGAACAUGAACAGCUAGCUGGCUUGAAACUUCUGGCCUUUUUGAUGGAGUGGAAAUAUGAAAACGUGCUUGAAAGAAAAGAACUAACACAACACCUCAACGAGGAGCUUCUCUGUGUUCUGCCAGUUAUCAACCUUGCUAUUUCUCCAUCUAAAUCUGUGAAAGCAGUGGCAUCUCAUGUUUUGUCAAGGUUCAGUCUGCUUGUUUUAGACUUGCCUGCUUCUCAUUCAUCAGAGCAUCAAGAUAUUUCAAUGGUUUGCCACAUAAGCAAACCUGCAUUUAUUCUUCCUAAACUUCUAAAUCAUCUAUGGUCUCAGCCAUCUUCAUCAGGCUUCAUUUUUAUGAAGUACAUAGCUAGCAAGGUUUCACCUGAUUCUGCUCGAAACUAUCUGGAAGCAAGUUAUUGGACACAUCAAAUAAAUGACUAUCUGACAGCCCUUCGCAGAGACAAGCUUACAUUGGAUGGCUUGUCUUCAAAAAAGACAUCAUCAGUAGCAAUAUCAUCGCUAGUAAGCUCUGUUGUAUCUGUUUUAGUAAUGCACCCAAAACUUGGUACUUCUGCUGCUCAGUCUUUGGCCGUUCUUGGCGCAUCAGACCCGAGAUUGGGUAUGCCGUUGUUUGUAAUUAUCCUCUUCUAUAUCAAGAUUCUAUACAGCAACAGUAAUUGUUCAACAAAGAUCUCGCUCAGUUUGCUGGAGUCAUUGCCAUCACUUGCUACACAUGGUUUUGUGCUUCCACUCGCUCUGCAAUGGAUAUCGCCAAUGCUUAAAAGGAACACAAGUCUGGUUCUAUAUGCUAUAGCUGUUCGGUUGCUCUGCAAGAUAUGGAUUGUCACUGACUGGGCAUUUCCAAACUUACAAGUAAUUCUGGAUCCUGAAAAUUUUUCCAAUUUCAUCUCAGACAGAGAAAUUUCCACAAGUAUUGCCGCAUCAAUACGUGAUGUUUGCAAGCAGAACCCAGAUAGAGGUGUUGAUCUAAUAUUAUCCGUCUCGUUUUGUAUUGAGAGUCGUGAUUCUGUGGUUCAAGCUCUUGGUCUUGAGAGCCUCUUGUAUCUCUGUGAAGCAGAUGUGGUCGAUUUCUAUACGGCCUGGAAAGUUAUAUCAAAGGAGCUGCUUGAUUAUUCUGUUGAGCCCAUUGUUGCACACAGUUUAUGUGCUCUGUUGAGAUGGGGAGCGAUGGAUGCUGAGGCGUAUUCUGGAAUAUCUAAUAACCUAAUAGGAAUAUUGUGGAGCAUUGGAACAUCUAAGAAAAAUAAUUCUGAACCUCUCUGGGUUAAAGCAAGAGGAACUGCUUUUCACUCCUUAUCCUACUACAAGGUCUCACUUAUUCAAGAUGCUAUUCCUGAUUUCUGGAAACAAAACUAUGAGUUCUUUACUAAUGAAUAUAAUCUGGCUGUUCUCAAGGCCAUGGAGAACUUUCAAGAUGAGAUCGUAAAGUUUGAGCACUUAAACCGUCGUAGAGUGACUACUGAUAAAAGAGCUGCAGUGCAUAAAUUUGAGAAGCUACUGGAUGUUUUCCCUCAGGCUGUGUUUAAAGGGAAGACAGCCCAUCAUCAAUUGCCUGGUGCAGCUCUUUUAACUCUCAAUUUUGCUCCAAAGGACUUACUUAAUGUUAAUGAAGGGAAAUCUAAGCAGGAUUUGCCUAGAGUUCAUGCUGCUUAUGAGCAAGCAUUUGCAGAGAUGGCCGAAUCUAUGUAUAUAUCAAGAAACAUAGAGGUAGCUCUUCUUGCAUUGCAUUCAUGGAAGUCAUUUGUUUCCAAUUGGAUGCAAGCAGUUGUAGCUUUGCUUGACAUUAAAGAGUCGUUGAAGUUGAGCAAAGCUUCAAAAGCCGCUAACGAUAUAUUUAAGAUUCUGUGCGAUCGUGUUCCAUUAUCCACUCCUCAAGUUGCUGUUAACAUUGCUCUUGUAAUUGGAGCACUGUGCUUGAUUGUUCCUUCAACUGCUCAUUUAGUAAUAUCUUCUGCAUCAGAUUUUCUAUUAAAAUGGUUGUUUCAAUACGAGCAUGAGCACCAGCAAUGGUCAGCCGCUCUCUCUCUUGGACUAAUAUUCAAUUGUUUUCAUCCCACGGACAAAAAGAGCAAGUUUCAGGUUAUUAAUGGGCUUCUUGAGGUUAUCACAAAAACUAAAAGCUGUCUUGUAAAAGGAGCUUGUGGACUGGCAUUAGGUUAUGCUUGUCAAGGUCUUUUAGCCAGAGCACAUAAUGUUGCCGAUUCAGAAAUAGAGGCUACUACACAACUCAAUGAGCGUGCAUCAGUUGAAGACAUUCUUCACACUUUGGUUACUUCAUUAAUUCAGCUGUGUCCAUCGUCAUGUUAUUCUCUCAAGAAACUUAGUAUUUGUGGAAUAGGCUCCAUGGGGGGGAUGGAAGAAAAUAACAAUAACUUCGAUGAUGAUCCUUGGGCUGUUGCCGGACUUGUUCUUGGUCUGGGAAAAUCUGCUGUUGCUCUGUAUAGACUUGGAGCUUAUGAAGCUGUUAAUGACGUCAAGAACAUAUUGAUAUCAUGGAUACCGGAUGUUGAUUCAAGCUCUGCAUUAUUUGAUGAAAGAAAUUCAGUAUCACUAUGUAUGGGCUCAUGUCUUGCUCUUCCAUCUGUUGUGACUUUUUGCCAGAGAGUGGAGUUGUUGGAUGACGACUUGGAUGCACUGUUCAAUCGUUACACUUCUUUAGCUUCUGAGGUCCUGAACCUUAAUAAUUCCGGAACUAUCUUUCAGAAUUUAUUGAUGGCAAUCUGUAUCGGUGCUGGAUCUUUCCUGUCUUGUAUAUUGGAUGACGGGGUACAUGCUAUGGAAUUUAUUGGUGUUAAAAAUCUUCUAGACACUCUCAGACAUAUAUAUACCCAUCCUUUUCCUCCUCUUGUUCAUUUGGGAGGCAUGUUUGGCAUAGUCAAUGCUUUUGGUGCAGGUGCAGGGGACCUUACUGGGAUGUGUUCAAAACCUAUGACUUCACAAAUCAAACAUGAGGAGUCAUCUUUGGUGAGAGGUCCUGUACUGACAAGCCCUGUUUGUGAGACUCUUUCAACAUCAAUGAUUCAGGAAAUAUUACUUCUUGCUAAGGACGCUGAGGAUAAGCACAUACAAUAUUAUGCUGCAUGGGCCAUUUCAUUUCUUAGAAGCAGGUGGUUGUCAAAGAAUCAGAUUCUUUACGAUGACAAUGGUUCUCAUAGAAGUUCUGGUGAUCUCAGUCAAUCUUCAUGUUUUUCUGAACAAAGCUUAGUUUGGAACUUAAGUCUCUGGUUGAGUGAUCUUAAGCUUGAAAAGCCUGGUGAUGCGGUGCCAGUAAAUACAAUUGGAACAGUUUUAAAAUGCCUUUCCAAAGCUUCUCGGUUGCCAACUACAGACUGGGGGGUAAUUGUACGGCGGUGCAUGAAAGUUGAGGCACAGAUCCCUCUUAAGUCAACCAACCAGCAUGAUCCUAAGUUACUAAGGGAAGCAUGCUUAUAUUUUUCUCUAGCUCAUGCUAGUCAUAUCAGUCCCCUUCUGCAGUUUUUGGAUGAUCUGACUGACAUACUCAGAUUUCGGAGAUUAGAUAUAAAUGUGCAGUCUAUUUUGCUCCAACAUUUGUCUCACCUAAUGAAGCUCUUCUCUGAUUCAAGAUUGGAGAAACUGUUCGAGGAUUUAUCUGAAUACUUGUAUUCCUCCACCUCUUCGUACUUGAAUUACUCAUCUGAACAGAGAAGCAUGAUAAGAAUGUCGUUCUGGGAGGGCAUUUACAAGUGCCUGGUGGAGAUUGUUUCUGAAGAAUCUGGUGGUUUUUCAUUCAUUAAAAAAUGCAUUGAAUGCUUGUUGCCUCUCAUGACUCUCUGCAAUGACGGUCAACCUGAAUUCAUGGAUGAAUGGUCUGCUGCUAUAAAGUGUCUUACCAAUGCCCAGAAAAGUUGGCUGAGUGAUAUGCUGCAGAUUCGCAAUACAGCCUUAAUCACUGAAGGAGAAUAUGUUGAUGUGGCAAUAAAGAUUAUCAUCAGAGCAAGAUUGUGCUCUGCUGGUUGUGGUUCGGCACCUGAGCUGGGGAACAUAAAGAUGGCGAUAUUGUGCACAAAAACUGAUGGUGUCUGGUGGGGUGUCCUUGUUGAGAUUGCUGCAGCUAUAUACUCUGCUGAAAACAGUAUCAAAAGGCAGUGGCUUCUGGAUGCACUAGAUAUUGGCUGUGUUACAGCUCAUCCCUCAACGGUGUUGCGUUUUGUUGGCUUGCUAUGUGGUAGCUGCUGCAUCUAUAUGCCGCUUCUCGUUGUUAAUUCGACAAAUGUACUGAGUGACUUGCCCGUCACCCUGCCUUCCUUUCUCUCCAGUAGCAUUUGGGAUGACUUAGGGAACUCUGUUGCAGACAGGCUAUGGUUGUUGACCACUCGCAUUUACACUUGGGCAGAACAAUUAGCUCACGGAGACGACCUCACUGGAAAUGAUCAUAUUCAUAGAAGUGAAGCUGAGAUCGCAACUUUUCUGGCCAGUAUUCUGCGCUCUACAUGCAUUGCAGUCAAAGACUACUUGACUGUUGAUAAGCAGCUAAAGCUUGCGAACCUCGAGGCACUCUGAUCGUAGGGAGGAAUGUUUUCAUUUUUAUCUUAUAUAUGCCAUUGUGUAUCUUUCUGAAAUUCAUGUUUCAACAGUUGAUGUCCUCACUGAUGAUUCAGCAGUACUUUGUUUCCUGUAUAUAAUUAAGUUUAAUUAUUUCAUCUUAGGCACUAAGAAAAGUCUAAUGUUCAUAGAUUGAAGCAUAACUUUUGAAAUAUUAUUGCAUGAAUUUGAGAGCGCUCUGACA
Messenger RNA from Phragmites australis (common reed), 5798 nucleotides. RefSeq names its product protein RST1. Gene Ontology annotation, biological process: regulation of post-transcriptional gene silencing. The transcript is spliced from 24 exons. NCBI's taxonomy places the organism in Eukaryota, Viridiplantae, Streptophyta, Magnoliopsida, Poales, Poaceae. The coding region runs from base 80 to 5572 and encodes 1830 amino acids. The record is from RefSeq and is a predicted model, not a curated record.